Molecule: messenger RNA, 974 nt
Organism: Cucumis melo (muskmelon)
Lineage: Eukaryota; Viridiplantae; Streptophyta; Magnoliopsida; Cucurbitales; Cucurbitaceae
Product: expansin-like A2
Exons: 4
Coding region: 27-818 (263 amino acids)
Cellular component (GO): plant-type cell wall; extracellular region; plasmodesma
Source: RefSeq, a predicted model, not a curated record
ACUAAACAAUUUCUUUAUCAACUAAAAUGGCUUGGUUUCUUAGCUUUCUCUUUCUCUUUUUCAUCUCUUCUGCCCAUGCUUGUGAUCGUUGUGUUUUCCAAUCUAAAGCUAGUCAUCUCUAUGAAUCCCCUACUACAUAUGGAGGAGCAUGUGGCUAUGGGAACUUGGCAUUGCAGUUCUCUAAUGGCUUCUUUGCAGCUGCUGUGCCUUCUCUUUAUAAACAAGGAGCUGGUUGUGGGGCUUGCUAUCAAGUAAGGUGCAAAAAUAGAAGGCUUUGCAAUACAGUAGGAACAAAGGUGGUCUUGACAGAUCAAAAUAAUGACAAUGUAACAGAUCUUGUUCUUAGUCAAAAGGCUUUCUUUACAAUGGCUCUCAGUGGUAAAGGUUCAGAUCUUUUGAAUCUUGGAGUGGUGGAUGUUGAAUAUAAGAGGGUGCCAUGUGAAUAUCCAAAUUAUAGGAAUUUGUUGGUGAGAGUGGAAGAAUCAAGCUACAACCCAUUCAAAUUGGCAAUAAAAUUUUUGUACCAAGGUGGGCAAACAGAGAUGGUUGCUGUCGAUAUAGCUCAGGUUGGGACAUCAGAUUGGAGCCAUAUGAAGAGAAGUUACGGAGCUGUUUGGGAAACAGACAAUGUACCUGAAGGUGCAUUGCAGUUGAGGAUGGUUGUGACUUCUGGAUAUGAUGGAAAAUGGGUUUGGGCAAAGUCUGUACUUCCUGCUAACUGGAGAGCUGGGGCGAUUUACGAUACUGGAGUUCAAAUCAAGGACAUUGCUAAAGAGAGUUGUCCUCCAUGGCAAUGUGGUGACAAUCCAUGGAAAUGAUAAACAGUACUGAUUAAGUAAUUUUUACAUUUAUAUGUGUGUAUGUUUGUAUAAUAAUACUGACGACGAGAGAAAUCAUGACUCGUCUGUUUCGUAAUAAAAGAAUUCAAUAGAAUUCGCUCUUUUUAUUAAAUAAAUAAUAAAAUAUUUUAAGUU